AUUACCGUUAAAUCGGAAUAAUAAGCUUGCUGCCUUCCCUGAAUCGGCGGGGUAUCAACCGGAGCGACGAUGCAAGGAGUGUCAUCGGGCGUAGGCUAUGGUUUGAAAUACCAGGCUAGAUGCAUAUCUGAUGUUAAAGCAGACACGGAUCACACUAGCUUCCUCACUGGCACACUCAGUCUCAGGGAAGAAAACGAGGUUCAUUUGCUUCGGCUAUCUUCUGGUGGUACUGAACUCGUGUGCGAGGGUUUGUUUUCGCAUCCUAACGAGAUCUGGAACCUUGCUUCUUGCCCCUUCGAUCAACGGAUAUUUUCUACUGUCUUCUCUACUGGUGAAUCAUAUGGGGCAGCAAUUUGGCAGAUCCCAGAGUUAUAUGGCCAAUUGAAUUCUCCUCAGUUGGAAAGAAUUGCCUCCCUCGAUGGACAUGUUAGUAAGAUCAAUUGCAUUCUUUGGUGGCCAUCUGGAAAAUGUGAAAAGUUGGUUAGCAUGGAUGAGGAAAAUCUUUUCUUAUGGAGCUUAGAUUGUUCAAAAAAGGCUGCUCAGGUGCAAUCUAAGGAGUCAGCAGGUAUGCUGCACUAUUUAUCUGGUGGAGCAUGGGAUCCACAUGAUGUAAAUGCUGUUGCAGCAACUUGUGAAUCAUCAAUCCAGUUUUGGGAUCUACGUACAAUGAAGAAGGUAAACUCGAUUGAUCAUGCCCAUGUCCGCAAUAUUGACUACGACAUCAAGAAGAAGCAUAUACUCGUUACUGCAGAGGAUGAAUCUGGUAUACACAUUUGGGACCUUAGAAUGCCAAAGAUUCCUAUCGAAGAGCUACCUGGACAUACACAUUGGACAUGGGCUGUUAAGUGUAACCCUGAGUACGAGGGGCUGCUUUUGAGUUCUGGUACAGACUCAACUGUUGGCUUGUGGUUGACGGGCACAUCAAGUGGUGAUCAAUUAACAUCUGAAAGCUCGGUUGAAUCACCACGCCGACGAGUAAAUCCAUUACUAACUUCAUACAGCGACUAUGAAGACAGUGUGUAUGGCCUUGCUUGGAGUUCUCGUGAGCCUUGGAUUUUUGCAUCAUUGUCCUAUGACGGGAGGGUAGUUGUUGAAUCAGUCAAGUCCUUCCUAUCCAAAAAAUGAUCUUUACCAAAAUGUGGUUUGUCCCCGAGCUGGUUCUUUCUUUUAGCGAUUCAAGAGACAAUGACUGAAAAGAACUGAUGGAAAUCCAGAUCCUAAAUUCAGAUUUCGAGUAUCAUUUAAGAGAGAAGUCCCUAUAGCUCAAUAUACAUGAAGAUGUGUUAAAUGUACGUACCAUGUAUUUCCAGAUAUGCUUUGCUUUUCUGGGUGCACCCUAUUCUUUUCAUUCAUACCAGAAUGCAGGUAUCAUGAUUUGAUAAAACCACACACACUCUCUCCCUAUUCUUCUCGUUUAUACCUGAAGGUAAGUGCCCUUAGCUGAUUAAUUAAUUACAUAUAUUCGUACCCAUGUUAUUUUCUUUUUGUUCAUUGAGUUCAAACACUUAGCAAAUGUGAUUGCCAUCUGUCUGUGUUAAAUGUUGCCGGCUUUCUUCUUUCAGUAUAUCAAAUGAAGGGCCUGAAGGCAUGAAUUUCGUUGCUGGGA
Molecule: messenger RNA, 1606 nt
Organism: Carica papaya (papaya)
Lineage: Eukaryota; Viridiplantae; Streptophyta; Magnoliopsida; Brassicales; Caricaceae
Gene: DWA2
Product: DWD (DDB1-binding WD40 protein) hypersensitive to ABA 2
Biological process (GO): protein ubiquitination
Molecular function (GO): protein binding
Source: RefSeq, a predicted model, not a curated record